This is a messenger RNA of Penaeus indicus, 1857 nucleotides long. RefSeq names its product malonyl-CoA decarboxylase, mitochondrial-like. Bases 82 to 1857 code for a protein of 591 amino acids. Gene Ontology annotation, molecular function: malonyl-CoA decarboxylase activity. The record is from RefSeq and is a predicted model, not a curated record. NCBI's taxonomy places the organism in Eukaryota, Metazoa, Arthropoda, Malacostraca, Decapoda, Penaeidae. Gene Ontology annotation, cellular component: mitochondrial matrix; peroxisomal matrix. The transcript is spliced from 11 exons. Gene Ontology annotation, biological process: acetyl-CoA biosynthetic process; fatty acid biosynthetic process; malonyl-CoA catabolic process.
CUAAAGUCCACGGAACGGCGUGUUGAUGAGGUUGUCUGCCAUUGAAUCCACCCUGAUUCGUGCACGCAGUAUUGUCAUAGCAUGAAUCCAUGUAAUGUCGUCAUCAGGAAGAUCCUACUAAGUCACAGGAGACUAUUUUUAGAUGGGGGACUUUUGGGGAGGAGAUCUGCGUUGUACGCAAACGGUGGUAGAGCUGUUGGUGCCCCAGUCUUGGCAUCGGGUCACCACACUGUACCCUGCUUCACCUCGCACCUCAUUAGAUGCUGUAGACCCACAGAUCCCAGCAGAAUGAGUGCUCCCAUUCCAAUAGUGCGAAAGGGUAUCACCCUUGCCCCAUUUUCCUUGGCCUCCUUCAGUUGUUCCGCUGAUCGGCCCUUCACUCCGUCCCCUCUUCCAUCUCCCAUGCCCUCUCCUCCGUCUUCUCCUCCUGCCCCAAACUCUCCUUCAGGUCUAUUGCAGGCAGCAAAGGAUACAUUACACCGUGCUGUGUCAAAGCGUGGAUCGAAGAAUAGCGUCCUGACCAUUGAUGAAGACAUGCGUGAAAUGUGUUACUUUUACUCCCAGCUGGGGUCAGAUGAACGCUCAGAUUUUCUGAUCUAUAUGGCAACAUCACUUUCAAUUGAUCAUAAUAAUGUGCAGGAACUGAUACAGCAACGACCACAGGCAAGAACCAGUGAUGCUGACCUGGAUGCCCACUUGAUGCGUUGGGAGGACCGCCUGAGGCAAGCUCUGCAGCCACCGCAUCACUGGGUGGCAUCUCAAGUGUCACGGCUCUCAGGAGGUGUCAAGUUCCUUGUUGAUAUGCGUCAAGAUUUGCUUACAACACUCUACACUUCAUCCUCUGACCCUACUCACUCAGCUGCGCUUAAGACUCUUGAUUCAACACUGCGAGAAUUGCUUUCUCUUUGGUUCACAGUUGGCCUUCUAAAUGUACAGCGCAUCACUUGGGAAUCCUCCUGUAAUAUGUUGCAAAAGGUCUCAGAGUAUGAAGCCGUACAUCCUGUCCGCAACUGGACAGAUCUGAAACGUCGUGUAGGUCCAUAUCGCAGGUGUUUCAUAUUCACCCACUCCUGCAUGCCUAAUGAGCCUCUGGUUGUCCUUCAUAUCUUCUUAACUAAUGAGAUAUCAAAUUCAAUGGCAAAGAUAUUGAAAACCUCAAGAGCACCUUCUUAUGAUGAAAGUAGCUUAAGUAAAGAUACUGAGGAUGCUUCAACUAUCAGUACUGCCAUUUUUUACUCAAUCACAUCAACACAGAAGGGUUUGCAGGGCAUUGAAUUGGGCAAUUAUCUAAUCAAGAGAGUUGUACGGGAACUGAAGGCAGAGUUCCCACACAUGAUGCAGUUUUCCAGUUUGUCACCAAUACCUGGUUUUGUUAAAUGGCUAACUGGGAUGAUGGCUCGAGCACAAAGAGAUGAGCUGAGCAUAUUUACCGCAACUGAGGAAAAUGCUCUUCAACUCCAUCUGGAUGUGAGCUCUUCAUCUCAGGUAUAUGACCGACUGCGCAAAUUAUUCACAACGAAUGGCUGGGUGGAAGAACCUGAUUUAGUGAAUUGCUUGGAAACGCCAUUAAUGAGACUCUGUGCUUAUUAUCUUUAUAAUGAGAAGAGACGAGGAUAUGCACUAGAUAGUGUAGCAAAUUUCCAUCUAAAGAAUGGGGCAGUCAUGUGGCGAAUUAAUUGGCUUGCUGACCGUUCUCCUCGUGGUUUAGCCAAUUCUUGUGGUAUCAUGUUGUAUAAAUCACCAAAUAAUAUUAACCCUUUCAUGAUGGGUGACGCGCUAGGUGUGAAAAGAAACCGCACGAAAAGUGCAGUGCGGCUGCGGCUGUACGCUGCGGCGGCAGCCAGUGAUUCGGCCUGA